AUGGCUACUGUCGACAUCCUCAUCAUCGGCGCAGGACCAACUGGUCUUUGCGCCGCCAAGACACUUCUUCAACGGGAUCCCUCGUGUGACAUUUUGCUCGUCGAUGGACGCGCCACAGUCGGCGGUGUUUGGUCCAAGGAUCAAAUUUACCCAAACCUGAAGACCAACAACUUCACCACAGCCAUUGACUUUUCUGAUUUCCCGAUGGACUUGGAGCGCUUUGGAUUGAAGCCGAAGCAACAUGUCCCUGGUGCAGUCAUGCACGAGUACCUCGUCUCGUAUGCCAAACACUUUGGCGUAUGGGAUAAGAUCCAGCUUAACACCAAUGUCAUCCGCAUCACACGGCCCGAGGAGAACGGAAAGUGGUUUGCCGAUGUAGAGGAGAAUGGCGAGGCAAAGACAAUCUCGUGUUACCGUCUUAUCGUCGCGACGGGCGUGCUCACCGUCCCCCAUAUGCCCGACAUCAAGGGGUCUGAAAGCUUCGGCGCGCCAAUUAUCCACUCCUCAGAUCUGGGACCCAGGAAAGAGCUCUUUUCGUCCCCCGACGUGACGUCGAUCGCAGUUUUGGGCGGGAGCAAGUCCGCGUACGAUGCGGUCCAUCUCGCUGCGUCAACGGGUCACAAGGUCCGCUGGGUGAUCCGUCGGUCGGGGCGGGGCCCCGUGUGGGUCGCACCGGGAUUCACGCAGCUUGGCCCGUUUAAGGUCUGGCGAGAGCGGCUGGUGACGAGACGCAUUUGCGCGUUCAUGUCGCCCUGCGUGUUCCCUGAUCUGUCGGGUUUGGCAUGGAUUCGACAGUUCCUGCACGAGAAUGCCCUCGGCAGAGUCAUCUCCAAGACAUUCUGGGCGCUGAUCCGUCAUGAUACGAUCAACGACUGUGGGUAUCAGAACCAUGAAAAGACCAAGAUCCUACAGCCCGAGCAGAACCAGUUUUGGUACGGCACGGCUUCAGGCAUUCUCAGUUUCGACGAUGACUUUUUUGAGUAUAUUCGCAACGGUCAGGUGGAGAUCUACCGUGAAGACUUAGACCACCUCUCUGAUCACACUGUUCAUCUUUCCGACGGCACAUCUUUCCCCAUUGAUCUCAUCGUUGCUUCCACCGGUUUCUCUGCUAAGCCAACCAUCAACUUCGAGCCCGCUUCUCUGCAUUUUGAACUUGGUGUCCCCACUACGGAGUUGGGCCCCGAGCAGGAUGCGUUCUGGAACGAGGCGAAUGCCAAAGCUGACCAGGCCAUUGGUGAUCGCUUCCCACGUCUGUUAGAUGGUCCCUUCCUCAACCCUACUUCAUCAAAGCCGAAGGCUUUUAACCCUGGUUCCUCGGUUGAGGUCUCGUAUACCCCCUGGCGUCUAUACCGUGGCAUGGCACCUCCAGGUCUCUUAGCGAAAGAUGACCGCUCACUCAUUUUCCUCGGUGUUUUCAGCAACCUGGCUAACAUUAUGCGUCUGGAAGUCCAAUGUCUUUGGGCCCUGGCUUACUUUGAGGGCAAGAUUCCCAUCGUCGACAGGAACAUCCGAGCUGGCAAGAUCCACGAGGAGACAGCGCUGAUGCAGAGAUGGGCCCAGCACCGCUCCCCCUACGGACAUGGACGUUUCUAUACCGAUAUUGUGUUUGACCAACUUCCGUACUGGGAUAUGUUACUUGGAGAGGUUGGCGUACAGACACAGAGGAAACCAAGCAAGUGGGCGGAACUGUGGGAGUCCUAUACGCCUUUGGAUUACCGUGGAAUGGUAAAGGAAUGGAUCGACCAGAACCCACGCAAGUAA
This is a messenger RNA of Colletotrichum truncatum, 1761 nucleotides long. Its product is annotated as dimethylaniline monooxygenase. The record is from RefSeq and is a predicted model, not a curated record. Lineage: Eukaryota; Fungi; Ascomycota; Sordariomycetes; Glomerellales; Glomerellaceae. Gene Ontology annotation, molecular function: NADP binding; flavin adenine dinucleotide binding.